ACGAGCUUCCUCCUCUAACACGCACCACCUCCGUCGGGUACCGUGACUAUGGAUGCUACUGUUGUGCCGUCCUAUCCGGUGACGACUGUCGCUCCGGCGGCGGGCGGCGAACAGCUAGCGGGCAACUCGCCCUUCCACGAAGUGCUAAUCAUCACGGCCGGUUAUGAGGGGGGAUGGACUAUGUUUGAUAUCCACACGUUCUCGACUGACAAACUGAGCUGGAGUACAACGCGCUCCCUUCAAACUAUGUGGGGCAAUACCCUCGGAUCAUUCUGUCAAACCGAUGCCGUCGUCUGCCACGGCAUCGCGUACUGGCUAUUUCGUGACGAGAGGCGACGGUGUUACUGUCUUGUUAAAAUGACUAUCCAGAAGGGCUAUCUCAUGUUCGGGUGGCCCCCGGUUCUGAUGAUGCUUGACCGAAAUCACCGUCCGUGCCUUAGCCUGGCAAGCGAUGGCACACUCUCCCUGCUACAGAUGCAAGAGAGAGGUUCCAAUCUAGAGAUAUGGGGAGCAAAGAGCCAAGAGAGUCCGUAUGGUGUCUUGGAGUGGCUCCACCCUAAGACGAUCGAGCUGAUACAACCACAUUGGAAGAAGAAGACCCAAGGAAAAGACACGCUUUACGUACUAGGAGAGAAGUGUGGCAAAUUGCUUGUCAUGAACGGGCGCGGGCACGUGUACACCGCCGACCUCGAGACCGGAGCAAUGAAGGAGGUAGCGGAUGGGCCUCACGUACGCCCCAACAGCCCUCUGGAUGCCGUGCUCUUGGAGAUGGACUGGCCGGCGAUCUUUGUUUCACGUCUUGGUAACGACAGUGGAGAGGCAGCUACAAGAAGGAGAAGCCGAUACAAGGGAAGAGGCAGUAGGAAGACUCAUAGCCGUGCCUAGGCAGCAGAUAUAUGGGUGUUGUUUGUGUUUUUCUUAUUUUGUUAGUGAAUCCGGGACUUCCGCUCUCAUGUCUCAAUGGAGAGGCAGCUGCAAGAAGGAGAAGGCGACACAAGGGAACUCGCAGCCGUGCCUAGGUAGAAGAUUAUAGGAAUUAAUAUUAGAUUGUGUGUGCUUUGAUGUAAAAAGCUUAUUAUAGAUAUUUGAAAAAGUAAAGCUCAUAGUGUGUUAAAGAGAGAAUGAUAGUGUUAUCUCAAAGUGUAGCACCCAGUUCACAUGCAUGGUGCACAAAUGUAUUGCCCCUGUAUUCAGCCGGCACCUAUGCAUAGCCUUAUGUACCCACGGAUCCACGAAGGAGAUGACAGCGGCAUAGCCUUGUUGUAAAUCAACCGUUUGUUGGUAAAGACGACGGCGAGCCUGCUCCCGGAUUGGAAGCAGCGGCACCAUCACCGGCGCCUACUACCUCAAGCAAGGUUGUCCUCAAGGAUAAGAACCCCA
This is a messenger RNA of Triticum aestivum (bread wheat), 1380 nucleotides long. RefSeq lists its product as uncharacterized. The record is from RefSeq and is a predicted model, not a curated record. The transcript has 2 exons. NCBI's taxonomy places the organism in Eukaryota, Viridiplantae, Streptophyta, Magnoliopsida, Poales, Poaceae. The coding region runs from base 49 to 885 and encodes 278 amino acids.